AUGCCAUGCCUACUUCAGGAUACCUGUGAUGAAUGGAAUUCAGUUCCCGUAUUUCAGUUAGUUGCUGGUCAUGAGUUCAGGGCUAAAGCGGGAACAAAACCUGUACCAGACAGUCCGAAAGUAGAUGAGUAUUCCCGUUCAGUUGAUGUGUGUGGUGACGUUCCAAUCAGCUCUGCGAAUGGCACCAUCACAAAUAUCGCAAUAAAAACAGCCCAUUCCAGUCCAUCGACCCCCGUUCAGAAUGCAGCAAAAAUUCUGACCGUACUACCUGUGCCGUUGACAGCUGUCAUUCCAUAUGGUGGUCGUAAUAUCACCACAAAAAAAAAGAAUUUCAAUCCAACCUAUUGUGACUGCAUCACUUUUGAACAGUGUAUCAGUCACUUGAGUUCAUUGGAACAAAAGAUGCACACAGAACCCAGAAAACGGAAAAAGUCAGCCACCUGGAAAAAUAAUUGGCUAAUGCGGAUACUGUUCGGCCCGCCUCAGUUGGAACGAAGGUAUUUGGAACAGCGCGAAUUUAUCCAUACUCUCUCAUCCACCGCGUGCCAACCUCUGAGUGAUCGCUUGCACGGAUCAAUGCUGUACACAGUGUUCAAGCGUCUGACUGGUUCGUCCGCACAAUUGAGUCAGGGUGAUCAUUGGAAACUGAUCGGAUUUCAAGGUACGGAUCCGGCGACAGAUUUUCGCGGAGCUGGUCUACUAGCUUUAUUGUGCUUGGUUUUUCUCGUGUCCGAACUUGUGCAAUUUGAUCGGAUCAAACGAUUGUUUCGAUUAUCGAUUGAUCCAGUGCAAAAUUUUCCCUUUGCUUGUGUGGGAAUCAAUAUAACUAGUAUCCUACUGGAAACCCUUUGGGAGGACCGAUUGAAUCGUCUCAUACAUGCGCGUAGAAAUGUGCUAGAUACAUUUAUGCUAUUGUAUUGUGCUUUACUGUUCAAAUUAGGCGAUAUUUGGCUGGAACAGAAAUGUACAAUUUGUGAUAUGCAUACCACACUGAAACAAUUACAGCAAUUGAUCAAUCGUAAUCCCGAGGCACUGCUCAAGUGGAUUGAAUCAUUUGAGGGAAACACGAAUUAG
Messenger RNA from Echinostoma caproni, 1074 nucleotides. NCBI's taxonomy places the organism in Eukaryota, Metazoa, Platyhelminthes, Trematoda, Plagiorchiida, Echinostomatidae. The record is from the annotation of a GenBank genome assembly.